Molecule: messenger RNA, 982 nt
Organism: Aplosporella prunicola CBS 121167
Lineage: Eukaryota; Fungi; Ascomycota; Dothideomycetes; Botryosphaeriales; Aplosporellaceae
Exons: 1
Coding region: 123-617 (164 amino acids)
Source: RefSeq, a predicted model, not a curated record
UUUAGUGUUGGGUUUGUUUCGGCUGCCGGGCCUUCGCAUUGGUCGUGUGUUUAGCGCUGGGGUGGGAUGGGCCGGCGCGCCGGCUGAAGAGGGAAGAGAGGCGUUCAUGCGUGCGUGCGUGCAUGCGUCGGUGCAAGGCGGCGCUUGCUUUGCGUUGCGUGCUCUGGGUUGGUUGGUGGUUUGCCGAGCGCGGUUUAUGCACGCGUGCAUGUGCGCUUGCGCGCGCUCUCUGUCUCUCUCUGUCUGUCUCUCUCUGCCUCUUCAUUCACUUUUUCUGGCUCUUUCUUUCUCGCUUCUCGGACCUGGCUAGGUGUCUAUUUGAUAUCUUAUCCGUCUGUCCGUCUGUCCAUCUAUCUAUCUAUCUCAGGCACGCCCGAGCCGCGGGCCUCGUUAGUGUCUUCGUAUCUAUGUAUAGGUACCGCCCGGGUAUGUAUGUAUGGCCGGCCUACAUAAGUUGUCUUCCUUCCUAUAUACGGAUACGUACUCUGCCCCGCCGGACCUCGGCUAUGCCUCCGUGCAUAUGUCUCAGUCAAUCAGUCAGUCAGCACCACCACAUCACGACGAGACGAACGGCUUCCGCGGACGCGGGUUCGGCGCCGUACGCGGCGGUGCGGUAAGGUGCGGACGCAUGGGCGCGGAGGCGUGCUCGUGUGCUUGUGUGUGUGUGUGCUGUAGGUACGGAUGUAUGUACGGAUGUAUGUAGGUACGGCUAGAUGACUGAGCAAGCGAGCGCGGACGAUCGGGCGCAGGCUCAUGCUCAUGCUCAUGCCUUCCGCUGCGGCGGGCACGAGGCGCGUGCGCGUGCGAGUUUGUGUGCGCGUGUUUAUGAGCGCGGGUUUGUGAGUGUAUUACGGGAAGACUGCAAAGUAGGACAGGGCAAGGUACGAGCAAUUUAGUUGCUCCGUCUCCGUCCACACACACACCUCUCCAACUAUACCUAGUAACGUCACCGGCAGCUCCAACAGCUUUGACGCUCACUAAG